CCUUGCUUAAUCAAAAAUGUCCUUAUGAUAAUAAUAAUUGUGUUGGAGAAUUUGUAGUCAAAAAAAAAGCAAAACUUAAUCCAGCUUUAAAGGAUCAUUGGUUUGUGGGUUGUUCACAAUAG
Dentiscutata erythropus is the source of this 122-nucleotide messenger RNA. The record is from the annotation of a GenBank genome assembly. NCBI's taxonomy places the organism in Eukaryota, Fungi, Glomeromycota, Glomeromycetes, Diversisporales, Gigasporaceae.